Molecule: messenger RNA, 1149 nt
Organism: Frieseomelitta varia
Lineage: Eukaryota; Metazoa; Arthropoda; Insecta; Hymenoptera; Apidae
Gene: eIF6
Product: eukaryotic translation initiation factor 6
Exons: 6
Coding region: 158-895 (245 amino acids)
Biological process (GO): ribosomal subunit export from nucleus; cytosolic ribosome assembly; maturation of LSU-rRNA
Cellular component (GO): cytosol; nucleolus; preribosome, large subunit precursor
Molecular function (GO): ribosomal large subunit binding
Source: RefSeq, a predicted model, not a curated record
CGUGAUUCAUAAAGCCACGUAUAUAACGUAAACCUCGUGUAGCGUUCAAGAGUAAACCGUGCGAGAUACGGUUUAACGUGUUUAAUCUUAACAACAUAACAUUAAUAGUUUCAAAAUUUCUGUUCAAAUCGCGACACGUUAAUGAAAAUUUCUAAUCAUGUCGGUACGUGUACAGUUCGAGAAUAACAACGAAGUAGGUGUAUUCUCGAAAUUAACAAAUUCCUAUUGCUUGGUAGCGAUCGGUGGUUCCGAGAAUUUUUACAGUGUAUUUGAGGCGGAAUUAGCUGAAACUAUACCUGUAAUUCACGCGUCCGUUGGAGGAUGUCGUAUAAUUGGCCGAUUAUGCGUUGGUAACAAAAACGGACUGUUAGUCCCGCACACGACAACAGACACAGAACUGCAGCACAUACGAAAUUCUCUGCCAGAUAAGGUUAAAGUACAAAGAAUCGAGGAAAGGCUAUCUGCUCUGGGUAACGUUAUUUCCUGUAACGAUCAUGUUGCAUUAGUACAUCCAGAUCUUGAUAGAGAAACGGAAGAAAUUUUAGCUGAUACACUGAAUGUAGAAGUAUUUAGGCAAACUGUGGCUGGUAACGUUUUGGUAGGCUCUUAUUCUGUAUUGUCAAAUCAAGGUGGUUUGGUACAUCCAAAAACAUCCAUACAGGAUCAAGAUGAAUUGUCAUCUCUGUUACAAGUGCCACUUGCUGCAGGUACAGUAAAUAGAGGCAGUGAAGUUAUAGCUGCAGGGAUGGUUGUAAACGAUUGGGUUGCUUUUUGUGGUAUGGAUACAACUUCGACAGAACUUUCAGUUAUUGAAAGUGUUUUUAAACUUAAUGACGCUUCUCCAGCUGCUAUCGCAUCAACUAUGCGUGCAUCACUUAUAGAAAGUAUGUCUUAAAGCAAAAGUGUCUGGAAAAGUAUAAAAAUAAUGUUUAACAGUAGACUAUAUAUGUGUACAUAAAUUUGAUAUUUAUGUCAGUACUGCACAAAAUAAUACUGUUUUCAACGUUACUGCUACAGUCAAAUUAAAACAUUAAAUACAUAUUCUGUACAAUUCCGACACAAAGUAAUUUAGAAUUAUAAGAAAAUGUAUCCGAAAUCUAUUAUUAAGUUCUAUCAUGGACCAUUCUUUUAUUGAAUAAUAAUGUAAUU